CGGCAGCGGCGCCCGCAGUUCCAUCCAGUGCGUGACUGCUCGCCUUACCGACUCGGUCGUUAUGCCGAAGAGAAAGUCGCCAGAGAAUCCAGAGGGCAAAGAUGGAUCCAAAGUAACUAAACAGGAGCCCACAAGACGGCCUGCCAGAUUGUCAGCGAAACCUGCCCCACCAAAACCUCAACCUAAACCACGAAAAACAUCUGCUAAGGAAGAACCCGAAGCAAAGAUUAACCGAGCUGCUGAAGGGCAGAAGGAGGAAAAACUGGAAGCUGGAAAGAAAGGUACUGCACCGUCUGAAAAUGGUGAAACCAGAGCUGGAGAGGCACAGAAAACUGAAUCUGUAGAUAUUGAGGGAGAAUGAAUUGUCAUGAAAAAUUAGGGUUGAUUUUAUGUAUCUCUUGGAACAACUUUUAAAAGCUAUUUUUACCAAGUAUUUUGUAAAUGCUAAUUUUUUCAGGACUCUGCUAGUUGGCAUACAAAAAUAUAUAAGGAUGGACAUUUUACCCUCUCAUAGUCAGGCUUUUUGGAAAUUUCCAUCAUCCUUAAGUAAAAUAAAUAUCAAUUUAAUAUUGGAAGUUGUGUGUAAACUUGAUCCAGCAUUCUAUACACCUGGUUUAAAAUUUUAGUCCUGUGCAUACUGUGGUGUUUUUACUGUGCAUAUUUGAAUUUUUUCAUGCAGUUUUUCUAGAGCAAUAAUCAGUGGUGCUUUUGUACCUAGGUUUUAUGUGAUUUUAAUGGAACAUGGAUAGUUGUGGCCACCUGCUGACUACUUGUGGUUUAAAAUAAAAGGUUUUGUCUGCAAAAAAAAAA
Messenger RNA from Carlito syrichta (Philippine tarsier), 810 nucleotides. It is a transcript of the gene HMGN3, whose product is annotated as high mobility group nucleosomal binding domain 3. Gene Ontology annotation, biological process: chromatin organization. Gene Ontology annotation, cellular component: chromatin; nucleus. The transcript has a single exon. NCBI's taxonomy places the organism in Eukaryota, Metazoa, Chordata, Mammalia, Primates, Tarsiidae. Gene Ontology annotation, molecular function: nucleosomal DNA binding. Bases 62 to 361 code for a protein of 99 amino acids. The record is from RefSeq and is a predicted model, not a curated record.